Messenger RNA from Vicia villosa (hairy vetch), 834 nucleotides. RefSeq lists its product as uncharacterized. The record is from RefSeq and is a predicted model, not a curated record. NCBI's taxonomy places the organism in Eukaryota, Viridiplantae, Streptophyta, Magnoliopsida, Fabales, Fabaceae. The transcript has a single exon. Bases 1 to 834 code for a protein of 277 amino acids.
AUGGUUAAAAGAAGUAUAUUCAUUAUCCAUAAUGGGUUCAACACUCCAUUUUGGGAAGCAAAAUGGUUGGAAGGGCCUAGCUUGAAAGAGGAAUUUCUGAAGUUGUAUAAGAAUUCUAAUUUGAAGGGAGUUUUGGUGGCGGGAAUGGGGGGAUGGUACGAAGGUGAGUGGUUAUGGGGAAAUUUUGGCCUAAAGUUGGGUGGUAAUCAUUUAGCGGCGGAUUUGGUUAAGUUGAAGGACCGGUUGGAAGCGUUUCAAGGGUGGAAGCAAGGUAAAGAUGUGGUUGUUUGGACCGAUAACGUGAGGAUCAAAUUUUCUGUCUCUUCUUGUUACGAAUUGUAUGGGAAAAUUCAUUCUCCAUUCGGUCCUCCAAACAAAUACGAUGAAGCAUUCAGGAUUUUAUGGAAAAUGGAAGUGCUGUAUAAAAUCAAAAUUUUUGGGUGGAGACUUUUUCUUGAUAAGCUUCCAACGAAAGAUGGUUUGGUGUAUAGAGGUAUGUCCUUCUCUCUUGAUAACCUUAAGUUCACUUUAUAUGGUAUUGAGUUUGAAAAUAGAGACCAUUUCUUUUUUAGUUAUUUGAUGGUUAAAAAGUUUUGGGGAGAAGUAGCUUUUUGGGUGGGUAAAAGGGUUAGUUUGGAGAAUGAGUGUUUGCCAAACUUUAUGGAGUGGUACUCGUUCUUUCGCAUACAUAAGAUUAAAGAUUGUAUAUUGGGUGUGGUGUGGCUUGUUACCACAUUGUCUCUUUGGUUGCACAGGAAUGACGUGUGUUUUCAGAAUGAAGCUUGGAGCAUUAACAACACCGUUUGUAACAUCAAGUUCUUAGUUUGGAAAUAA